CUAACCAGUGAUGUUACCGCUUGGCUACACAACUUGUUUUAUAUAUCCAAACAAAGCGACAUUAUCGUAUGUUGUUCCCCUAAACGGUGUUAUGAAGAGUACAGAAUCCACGCAGUUUGUGUGUUUCACACAUGUACACUGCUUUAACUGAUGAAUGUUCAUCUCCCGGCCUCGACGCCUUUUAUUUUCUAGUUCGGCGUCUGUUCUUCCAAGUGCACAAGUGCAACAAUUUGGUUGGUUACUUUGGUAUCAUAGCAACAGGACCAUAACAAACAGCAACAACAACAAAAAACGUGCGGCAUGACAUCCACUAAAGAGGAAGAUGCUGCAGAAUAUCUGCAAAAACAUAAAAUUUCAGAUCUUAUGGAUAAUUUAACGAGCAUGCUAUUCUUUCACAGGCCAGAAAGACCCAGGGAAUUCUUGAUUGAACAACUGGAGCAGGUUAAAGUGGCCAGGGCGACCAACCUGGACAGCCCCUGUCUCUUUUCAGAGGCCAACCUAGAGGCCAUUUUUGGAAUCUUGGACCCUGCUGAUCGAGGCUACAUCAGUUAUGCUCAGUUCAAAGAAGCUCUUACCACUUUAGGCAUAAAGAAUAUCAGUGCAACACCAGAUGGCCAUGCAACUGACCAGAUAACAAAACACACAUUUAAAAAGGAAGCGAAAGCCGGACUAAAUGAAAGUUCAGCAACAUUCCAUAAAGACCCGUGACCCACAAGGUUCAGUUACCGAAGAGGUUCCAUCUGUAUUCAUGUGGGUCAAUUUAGUUUGUCUGUAGCUAUAAACUACCUUCACACCAUGCAAUAAAACUUAAUUUAUUUCUUUAAUAAAAGAAGAAAAAUA
Messenger RNA from Engraulis encrasicolus (European anchovy), 840 nucleotides. RefSeq names its product EF-hand calcium-binding domain-containing protein 10 (gene efcab10). Lineage: Eukaryota; Metazoa; Chordata; Actinopteri; Clupeiformes; Engraulidae. Gene Ontology annotation, molecular function: calcium ion binding. Bases 301 to 708 code for a protein of 135 amino acids. The record is from RefSeq and is a predicted model, not a curated record. The transcript is spliced from 4 exons.